AUGCCGUCAAUGCCUUCCGACACGCCUGACACGAAGCACCUACCGCGGAUCCUUUGUUUGCACGGCGGUGGUGUUAACGCUGCAAUCUUCGAGGUGCAGUCGCGAUCCCUCGUUCGCCAUCUGCAUCAUUCAUUCCGUCUCGUGUGGGCAGACGGCCCGUUUCUCUGCGACCCCCAUCCGGACAUAAUCGGCGUUUACGGCUCCUACUCGCCGUUCCGUCGCUGGUUACGAUGGCUGCCCGAACAUGCUGAGAUCGAUGCCGAGAGCUGCAUCGACGAGAUGGGCUAUGCGCUGAGAACAGCCAUUGAGGAUGAUGACCGAGAUGGGGGCACAGGCGAGUGGGUUGGUCUGAUGGGCUUCAGCCAGGGUGCAAAGGUGUCUGCAAGUCUCCUACUCGAGCAGCAAGCGAGGGAAGAAGAAGCCAGAGCGCGACAGCGACCAAUAGAGCCUGGCCUGAUACGAGUGCCCGGAAUCAAUUGGCGGUUUGGCAUCCUGCUCGCUGGUCGAGCGCCGCCCAGCAACCUGAACCCGACCAUUAUGCAGAGCCAGGCAUUGGUCGAUGCCGGAAGCAUUUCAGAGGGCUUCCAAUUCUGUAAGGAAGUCGACGACAGAGCAAUACUGCGCAAGCCGACGCUGCAUGUGCACGGAACUGCCGACCCGGGGCUUCACCUGCACCAAAAACUUCUGCACGACUAUUGUGAGGACGGUACCACAACGCUGGUCGAAUGGGAAGGUGCACAUCGCAUUGCCAUUAAGACAAAAGAUGUCGACCGAAUAGUCGGUGCUGUAUAUGAUCUCGCCGAACGCGCAGGUGUGGCUGUGUUGCGAACUGUAUGA
Molecule: messenger RNA, 837 nt
Organism: Parastagonospora nodorum SN15
Lineage: Eukaryota; Fungi; Ascomycota; Dothideomycetes; Pleosporales; Phaeosphaeriaceae
Exons: 1
Coding region: 1-837 (278 amino acids)
Biological process (GO): secondary metabolite biosynthetic process
Cellular component (GO): cytoplasm; nucleus
Source: RefSeq, a predicted model, not a curated record